Molecule: messenger RNA, 1897 nt
Organism: Triplophysa dalaica
Lineage: Eukaryota; Metazoa; Chordata; Actinopteri; Cypriniformes; Nemacheilidae
Gene: tmed3
Product: transmembrane p24 trafficking protein 3
Exons: 3
Coding region: 132-755 (207 amino acids)
Biological process (GO): Golgi organization; intracellular protein transport; endoplasmic reticulum to Golgi vesicle-mediated transport
Cellular component (GO): endoplasmic reticulum; COPI vesicle coat; COPII-coated ER to Golgi transport vesicle
Source: RefSeq, a predicted model, not a curated record
GCCACGUCAGUGGUGUUUCUUGUCAAGCUGAAAAGUUAGAUGAUGCUUGAUUGAGACACGUAAACUUUAACCCAAUGGAAUAGGAUAUCUGUUCAUUUUUUAGGAAUUAUUAAAACUGUCACUUUAACAGCAUGAGGCACGUUUCGCUGUUAAUGUUGGCAGUGUACGUAGCGUAUAUAAACGCCACCGAAUUAACAUUUGAAUUGGCUGAUAAUGAGAAACAAUGUUUUUACGAGGACCUGGAGCAAGGAGAGAAGUUUGACAUUGACUUUCAGGUCAUUGCUGGGGGGAACUAUGAUGUUGACUGUUUUGUGACAGAUCCACUGAAUAAUGUACUGUAUCACGAACGAAAGAAGCAAUACGAUAGCUUUUCCCAUACAACAGCCAUGAAAGGAGUGUACAAGGUCUGCUUUAGCAAUGAGUUCUCAACCUUCUCUCACAAGACCAUAUACCUGGACUUUAGAGCAGGAGAGGAGAGACCAUUGCUGCCUGAUAUGAACAGUGCAACAGCUCUUACACAGAUGGAGUCAGCUUGCAUGUCUGUCCAUGAGAUUCUGAAGGUGGUUUCAGACUCUCAGACUUGGUAUCGUCUUCGAGAGGCUCAAGACCGAACCAGAGCAGAAGACCUGAACGUGCGAGUAUUCUAUUGGUCUAUUGGAGAGACCAUCAUCCUGUUUGUUGUCAGUAUUGGCCAGGUGCUAAUGCUUAAGAGUUUUUUCAAUGAGAAGAAAACAAAAGUUGCCACCAGUACAUAAAACCUUUAUAAACUUGUGUGCCUUUAUAUCUCCCGGAAGAUAAUCAGCAGUUUUAUCAGUUUUUUGCAGUUAGAACAGGUCCAACUGUGCCUGUAGCCUACCAGACAUGACUUGUUUUACUAACAAAAUGCCUUAAUUGGAGAGUUAUGUAUGAAAUUGUGUGCACAGGUGAAAAUUUCUGUUUAGUUGAAUUAAAUUGGUUUCUGUGUCGAAUUCUUGAAAAAGACGUUACAGUAAUGGGACCUGGAAUAGAAAUAAAGUUAUUUAUUUAGAUUUGUUUGGAAGGGGGGGUGUUACAGUAGUUUUUAGACUAUAUGACAAUACACUUUUAAGAUUACAUGUUCAAGAUUUUCCUUAUACUAUCGGGCUAAUAUAUUCAUCCAUUAGUCUAUCAUGGGCCAGUUGCAUAAAAUGCUUUGAAUAGUCAUAAAAGUUUGUCAUCUAAUUUUUUCUUCAAGACUAGUCAUGACUUCUACAAAUCUGUUACAUAAAAAAAGUAGAAUGAUAUAAUUGAAAUCUGAAAAGUAAGAUUAUUAGUCCUAACUAAUUGCUAGUUUGUGCAAUUAGUUUGUAAGAAGCAGUCUUUGGCUAGCGGCUAUUUUAUGCAACUGGCCCCAGGUUUACUAUAAAUUGUUUAUUAUAAUUUAAGAUUUACUUUUUUUAAACACUGUUACAGUUGUGCUAACCCCAUGCACACCAUUGCAGGUUUUGCCAGCUCUAAAUACAUGUGUGGAGUUUACAUCAUGUUUGUUAUGUUUCCUGACACUACUCAAAUGUCAGCUAAAUGUGCAAUUUGACACUGUUUUUCUAAAUAUAUUACCCAUCAGACUGCAUCAGUACUCUGUUUUUGUGCAGAAAAUCACCAAUGUUUACAUGUUUAAUAUCUUUUACUUUCUGAUAGGUUUCCUUUAGUUCAGUGGUAAGAGCAUUGGUUGUGGGUUCGAUUCCGGGGGAUUGCACAUACCUAUGUAUAAGUGUAUAAGAUAUUGCAAUGUAAGUCAUUUCGGAUAAAAGCGUCUGUCAAAAGCAUAAAUGUAAAUGUUACAAAAUAUGGCCCCUGCUUACUGCAGAAAGGAGUGAAAGGAGAUUAAUUUGUGAUUUUGAAUGAUUUGACUAAAAUAUAUUACAUUCAGUUGUUUAUA